GUCUCCUAGGACCGCUCGAGGGUGCUCUGUGCGAAGGAAGUUGACAGAUAUAAGCCGUGUCCUGUUAGAUUUCGUAGGUAAAUCCACAGACCACGAUCCACGUAUUUAUUCUACGUAUAUCGUUGCUGAUAGAACGGGUCACGGUCGAAGCGAGGCACACGAGGGCCGAAGUAACCGGGCGUGAGGAAGGGACCUUAUCCCCAUUACCGCGUCGUCCUCUUCGUCCUCGUCGUCGACGGGAAUAGGGUCGCCGCCGUCGCCGCAGGACAAACGAUCGCGAAGAGACAAAGUCCUGGGUAUCUCGGUCGGGCAACGAUGAUCGUCGUCUCGGUAUCUUGUCAUCGAUGAGAAGCGACAGCCACAUCGUUCGAUAUCGAUAGAGCGAACCAAACGAACGUAGCCACGAAUCGAAUCGAAACGAGACCACGCUCGAACCGUCGAUUUCGAGAAUGGCGGAGGCAGGACCUUCGGACACCAAAGAGGACUUUCAGAAGAUUUUCCAGCGGAGACUUCCGCAGUACAUCGCUGCUUGCGCAGCGUGCAUGGGCGGAUUCUCGUUGGGCUGUGGCCUAGGAUGGAGCGCUCCGUGCGUGGAACUUCUGAAAGACGAGCACCACUUCGACGCGUUCUCCACGAACGUGAUCGCGUCGGUUUUCCCCCUGGGCGCGGCUCUGGGCAUGCUGGUGGUCCCGUUUCUGAUGGACAGGAUCGGUCGAAAGUGGACGAUGAUGUCAUUGGUACCCCCGUUCGUUCUCGGUUGGGUGUUCAUCGCUGCCGGCGUGUCCGCGUUCGCCUUUCUGCUCAUGGGCAGGCUGAUAACCGGCGCGUGUGGAGGCAUGUUCUGCGUCGUCGCGCCCAUGUACUCGGCCGAGAUGGCCGAGAAAGAGAUCAGAGGUACCCUGGGCACCUUCUUUCAAAUGUUGCUCGUGAUCGGCAUUCUCUACGCUUACUGCUGCGGCUACGCAAGGAACGUGACGGUGACGUCCAUCCUCUGUGGCAUCGCUCCCAUCGUGUUCGCCUGCAUCAUGAGCUUCGUGCCGGAGAGUCCGCUGUACUACGUGAUAAAGAACAACGAGGAAGCGGCGAAGAAGUCGAUGCGAUUCUUCCGUGGACCCGACUACGAUAUCGCUCCCGAGAUCAACGCGUUCAAAGAGCAAGUAGAGAGGAGCAGGAACCAACCGGUGACGUUAUCUGCGUUUCUGAGGAGACCGGUCCUGUGGACCAUGGCCGUGGCCUAUGGACUCAUGUUCGCGCAACAGUUCAGCGGCAUCAACGCGAUCGUUUUCUACUGUCAGACGAUCUUCAGGCAGACCGGUGUCGAGAUGGACUCUCUGCUGCAGAUGGUGAUCUUUGCCGUGGUCCAGGUGAUCGCUUGCGUCGCUUCCGCCUCGCUGAUCGAUCAGCUGGGCAGAAAGCUCCUCAUGGUGAUAUCCUCGAGCGUGAUGUGCGUCUGCAUGAUGGCCCUAGGUCUCUUCUUCGUUCUCAAGACCCACGAUCCCGAGCAAGCCGACUGUCUAUUUUGGUUGCCGCUCGGUUCUUCUUGCCUGUACAUCCUGGCUUUCUGCCUGGGUGCCGGCCCCAUACCGUGGACCUACAUGAGCGAGAUCUUUCCGACCAGGCUGAAGGGUACGGCUUCCUCCAGCGCGGGCUUUUUCAACUGGAUGCUGGCUUUCAUCGUCACCGUGUCGUUCUCCAGCGUGGUCGACGCGGUCGGUAAUGCAGCCGCGUUCUUCUUCUUCGCGGUCAUCUGCGCGCUCAGCGUGGUCUUCGUGAUCUUCUUCAUGGUCGAGACCAAGGGCAAAACCUUCGCCGAGAUCCUCCGGGAGUUCGGCACUUACGAAAUCGAGACGGAGUGACGCGUUGGCGCACGACGUCGGGCUAAGAAGACAUGUCUGCCGCUACUUAGGCACAACGACGAAAAUUGCCAACGCAUUCCGUUCUACAUAGAAACUCCUUUUUUUUUAGCGAAGUCAGCGAGAAAAAUA
Messenger RNA from Eufriesea mexicana, 1985 nucleotides. RefSeq names its product Glucose transporter type 3. Gene Ontology annotation, molecular function: sugar transmembrane transporter activity. Gene Ontology annotation, cellular component: membrane. The record is from RefSeq and is a predicted model, not a curated record. Bases 450 to 1856 code for a protein of 468 amino acids. Gene Ontology annotation, biological process: transmembrane transport; carbohydrate transport. NCBI's taxonomy places the organism in Eukaryota, Metazoa, Arthropoda, Insecta, Hymenoptera, Apidae. The transcript has 9 exons.